Molecule: messenger RNA, 8388 nt
Organism: Taeniopygia guttata (zebra finch)
Lineage: Eukaryota; Metazoa; Chordata; Aves; Passeriformes; Estrildidae
Product: KIAA0319 ortholog
Biological process (GO): neuron migration
Cellular component (GO): plasma membrane; cytoplasmic vesicle
Source: RefSeq, a predicted model, not a curated record
CCCAGCGCUGCCGUGCUGCGCUCAGGGCUGCCCGCAGGUGCGGCCCGCUCCCGCAGCGCGGGCGGUGCGUGCCCGGCGCGGCUGUGGGCAGCGAUCCUGCGCGGAAGGCGGCGGCCGCCCCUCGGCAGCGGCGUGGAGGGACGGCGCCUGCUCCUGAGUCAGCAGCGGCCAGGAGGCGGUGGCGGCACCUCCCGCCCUGCCCUGCCCGGCCCGGCCCCGGCCCCCGGCACACAGCACCCGCGGAAGGGAGCGAGGAGGGGCGGCGGGGCCGCGCCGGCUCCGGCCCCCUGCUCGUUCUGCAGCUGCAGGAUUUGAAUGUAUUCCCAGAUGCAGUGCUUGAUGGCCACAGCAGGACACUAAACAAUAUCAGAAAAAAGCCUCAGCAUUAAGACCUAUAAUUUCCACACGACUGGCUGGAAAAGCGGUUGUCACUGCCUUCCUGGUUCAGCAUGGCAUUUGGACCUGGUGUUCUUUGCCUGUUCCUAUGGACAAUAACAGGUUCCAGUUGUGAGCAGUGCAGAGAAGGAGCCACAUACUCAGAUGCAGUAAUAUCUCCCAACUUAGAAACCACUAAAAUCAUGCGAGUUCCUCAUGCUUUGUCAGUGUCCGACUGCAUUGCAGCGUGUUGUGACCUCUCUGGUUGUGACUUGUCCUGGAUGUUUGAACGGCGCUGUUACAUCGUGAACUGCCAGCACAAGGACAAUUGUGAACCUAAAAAAAUUGAUACUGUCAAGUCCUACCUUACCUUUGUGCUGAGGCCUUCUCAGAGGCCAGCCUCACUGCUAGGCUUUGGGCAAGUGAUCCCAAGCAUGGUGCACUCUGUGGGACUCCAGAAUGAGCCGUCAGAGGAAGUGAGUAGCCUGAAGAAGCUGUCUCUGCUUGGAAAAGAUCCCAGCCUUGAGGAGAUACCUGAAUACAUUGAUGAUUAUAAAGAGUUGGAGCAGGACCCCUUUCAGAUGGGCAUCAAACAUGAGCAGAAGGACAGUAUGGAUUAUGCUGACUGGGGCCUGAUAGUGGCAGGGGAAAAUGGCUUCAAUACUUCCACAGGGGAUGAUGGAGAUAACCAAGAAGAUUUUGUUGAAAAGAAAGGGGAGGCUGGGAAGGUGGAAAGCUUUUUGAAUAAAAACAGCUCUGAACAGACUUCCAUCAAUGAACACUCCACAGAGAGGUCGUCUGUUCUGGAGAUUACACCACUCCCUGGGAAGACAUUUGAAAGGAAAGCAGCUGUUCCACUUCUUGAGCAACCUGAGGAUGCUUUGCAAAAAGAGGCUGCUACACUUUCCUUUUCUUCAGAUGAACCAGAUUUCUCCCCAGGUGUGUCAGAGAAAACCCAGACUCCCACAGUGGCCCCAGAGAACGCCACUGAAGGUGAAAUCAUGCUACUUCCCACUAAUACUGCACCAUCUGAGCCCAUGCAGCUGUUCACACCACCUGCUACUGCUGCUCAAGCAGUUAAAGAACUUACUGUGUCUGCUGGAGAUAACAUACAAGUGAUGUUACCAAAAAAUGAGGUCGAACUGAAUGCCUUUGCUGUCCCACCACCAUCUACAGAAACAUCCUACAUCUAUGAGUGGAGCUUAAUCAGUCACCCUGAUGACUACAGUGGGGAAAUGGAGCGCAGGCACAGCCAGACUUUGAAGCUCUCUCAUUUAUCAGUGGGACUAUAUGCCUUCAAAGUGACAGUUUCUGGUGAAAAUGCCUUUGGUGAAGGUUUUGUAAAUGUCACAGUCAAACCAGCAGUCAGAAUUAACCAGCCACCUGUUGCUGUUGCUUCACCCAAAGUGCAAGAAGUUUCCUUGCCUACAACUUCUACCUUCAUUGAUGGCAGUCAAAGCAUAGAUGAUGUGAAGAUAGUGAGUUAUCACUGGGAGGAAAUUAAAGGUCCCUUGCGAGAGCAGAAGGCAUCUGCUGACACACCUGUCUUGCACUUGUCUAACCUUGUUCCUGGAAACUACACAUUCAGACUCACAGUGAUUGAUUCAGAUGGAGCAGCCAACUCCACCAUUGCAUCUCUGACUGUCAACAAGCCAGUGGAUUAUCCACCUAUUGCUAAUGCAGGACCAAAUCAGGCAGUUACUUUGCCCCAGAACUUCAUCACACUGAAUGGAAACCAGAGCAGUGAUGACCAUGAAAUUGUCAGCUAUGAGUGGUCACUUAGUCCCAAAAGCAAAGGCAAGGUUGUAGCAAUGCAGGGAGUGCGGACACCGUACCUGCAGCUCUCCGCAAUGCAGGAAGGAGAUUACACAUUCCAGCUGACUGUGACAGACUCUGCACGGCAGCGCUCCACAGCCGAGGUGACAUUGAUCGUGCAGCCCGAAAAUAACAGUCCUCCAGUAGCGGUGGCUGGCCCUGACAAGGAAUUGACCUUCCCAGUAGAAAGUACUACACUGGAUGGAAGCAAAAGCCAAGAUGACCAAGGCAUUGUCUUCUAUCAUUGGGAAAAUAUCAGUGGGCCAAGCUCUGUACAGAUGGAAAACACUGACAAGGCAAUAGCAACUGUGACUGGUCUCCAGGUUGGUACCUAUCACUUCAGGCUGACUGUGAAAGACCAGCAAGGCUUGAGCAGUGCAUCUGUGCUCUCCAUUACUGUGAAGGAAGAAAACAACAGUCCACCCCAGGCACAUGCUGGUGGGAAGCAUGUUCUAGUGCUUCCAAACAACUCUGUUACCUUGGAUGGCUCAGGGUCUGCUGAUGACCAGGGGAUUGUGUCAUAUUUGUGGAUUCGGGAUGGUCAAAGCCCAGCAGCUGGGGACGUGAUCCAUGGCUCAGACCACGAGGCAGUACUGCAGCUAACUAAUCUUGUGGAAGGAACCUAUAUUUUCCACUUGAAAGUGACGGAUGCUAAGGGAGACUCAGAUGUUGAUUCAGCAACUGUGGAAGUGCGGCCUGAUCCCAGAAGGAGUGGUCUGGUGGAGCUGAUCCUGCAGGUUGGAGUGGGACAGCUAAGUGAGCAGCAGAAGGACACCCUGGUGAGACAGUUGGCUGUACUGCUGAAUGUUUUGGAUUCAGAUAUCAAAGUUCAGAAGAUACAAGCCUACUCAGAUAUAAGCACCGCAGUUGUGUUCUAUGUGCAGAACGGGCAUCCUUCCACAGUGAUCAAGGCAUCAGAUGUCUCACGGACUCUGCAUGUGCAGCUUUUGAAACAGAAGGCUGACUUCUUGCUUUUUAAAGUCCUGCGAGUUGACACGGCUGCUUGUCUUUUAAAAUGCUCUGGACAUGGGCACUGUGACCCCAUAACAAAGCGCUGCAUUUGCUACCAGCUGUGGAUGGAAAACUUGAUUCACCGUUAUCUAAAUGAUGGAGAGAGUAAUUGCGAGUGGAGUAUACUCUAUGUGACUGUAUCUGUUUUUAUUUUGAUCGUGGUCAUGGUAGGGCUUGCCUGGUUCUGCAUCUGCUGCUGUAAAAGCAGGAAGAGGACAAAGACAAGAAAGAAAACAAAAUAUACCAUCCUAGAUAACAUAGACGAACAGGAGAGAAUGGAGCUACGGCCCAAAUAUGGUAUAAAACACAGAAGUACAGAACACAACUCCAGUCUGAUGGUCUCUGAGUCAGAGUUUGACAGUGAUCAGGACACUAUCUUCAGCAGAGAAAAAAUUGAAAGAGAGAAUUCUAGAACACUUAUAAAUGGGUCCAUCAGAAAUGGAAUUUCUUUCAACUACAGCUCCAAAGACAGAUAACUAAAUGAGGGUAAAAGCACAGAACACACUGGUGCAACACAUCUGAAACAUGUUGGCCCACCUCUGUUUUUCCAGAACCAAAAUCUUCCUAAAAUAUCAACUAAUUUCAGAUUAAAGGGUAAAUUUUUAGCACAGGUGAAGGCAGAAGGAGGGAGAAAGGAUUAGAUGUCAGCUCUUGUCACCAUUAUAGGAACAAGAAAACAAGAAAAAGCACAUCUUAUUUCUUGCAUGUUCUGUGCUGAAUGUUUGAACUUCAGAAGGCCUUUUUUCUAUAUCACUGCUACAAAACUAGCCAGGGCUGUUCUGCUACAAACUAUGGUAACUAAAAAUUACAUACAGAUUCAUAUGUGCUUUUAAUGCUCUCUUUGAGAAGUGGUGUGACUUACAACAGCAAAAGCCAAUAUAGAUGAAGUUCCUUACAGGCUCCAUCUUAAUUUUUAGUUUAGGAUGGAAACACAAAGAGCAUUUUUAGUGCAUUGUCUUUAUCCAACUGUACUUUGGGACUUCCUUUUCUAGGGUAGUGUUCAUUGGGUAAAAACAUUCCGUUUUCAGAGAAAGUUAAGAACUAGAGCAGUUGCACUGGUUCGGCUAUAAUGUAACAUGGUAUAUCUGUGUCCUGUAGGAUGCAACAUUCCCUGCAUUCACACAGGAGGUGUAGUGUCUGCAGGGAAAUCCAGCCCUAGGUUGCUUCUGUAAUGAUCAAAUUGCUUUGGCUCUGCCAUGUCCAUUCAGGAAACUGUAGCAGGAAGGACUUGGUCUGAUGCACCUUGAGAAGCAUUUUGAGCAUCCAAAACAACCUUUCUAGAUCACUUUGAGGAGCUGUGGACCGUUUAAGACUGAAUGCUUAGCUGAGGUGAGUUUUCAUCUGUCAGCAUCAAGUGCUCACUUUAAGGAUGUGCUGGGCACCUGUGCAGUGAAAUGUUUGUGGCAAAUACCCUGUGUGGAGCAGGAGGUUCAUUGUACUUUCAUUGUUGUGGUAGUCGGUAUUGAGCAAUGUUUUAGCUUAAACAUGAGCUUGUUUGACUUUUUCCUCUCUAGCUAUUGAGUGACUGGAUGUAUUGGCCUAAAGAGAGCCUUUUAGGUCUUUGGCAAGGGUAGGUGUGUAUUGCAGUUCUGACAUUCUUGUUCACAGUCUGGGUAAUUUCUUCACAGUCUGCUUGUUUGAAAUCAUGUCUCCAGUAUUGCUUUUGAAAUCCCUAACUGAAGACAAUACUUUUGUACACAGGCCUCACUUGUGGGAGCAUCUGUGUCAGUGGUACUGUUUAGCCAUGAUGUCAGCUUUUCCUGGGGGUACUCUACUGAUGUACUGAAGUCUAGGGCUGAGAUGGAGGAAUGAUGUGUUCUAAUGGAGAAAAGAGUUUUGAAGAGAGUGUUUUUUUUUUUUUUUAAUGUUUUGGGAUUUUAUUUUGUUGUUUUGUUGGGGUUUUUUUUAAUCCAGUGGUAGAGAACCCAUUAUCAGAGGAUGAAGCAGUGUAGAGAUCAAAGGGAGCAGUUUAGAAGGGUCGGGGAGGGGACAUAUCCCAUUUCCAUCAUGAGGAAUAAUGUAGUAGAGAAUUCUGGGGCUUUCUCCAUCCUUUCUUAGAAGUCUAAUACAACAGAGUAGCUGGGUUGAACACUGUGGCUUCUGGGCUUCUCUUGUUAGUGGACUUGGGCAACAGUCAGAACUAUGUAGGCUGGAAGAAAUCAGUGGUCAAAAUUUGCAGCAACAUAGCAUGCUCAUAACUUGUUUCAUACUUCUGAUUCUCAAGUGCAGUCAGUAACAGUCCCUAAGGCUACUAGGGACUAAUUCAGCACUGAGGAGUAUGUACCUUGUGUCCAGCCCUGCAUUUCUCUGGAGAUCUUUAUGUGGCUGCAAGAAUCAUUGUGGUGGGAGAUGCUGUGCAGAACUAAAAGGGCUAAUACAAGUGUUGUCUAUGUUUUUCCCAUAAGCAGUGCAGUAUGAAUGGUAUGAUUUGCUUUCUUCAAAAACUAAGUUUCAACUCUGUGUAUGGGGGGGUUAGGCUAUUUCUUGAAACAAAUCUACUUUAUCACACUCUCCCUCUUCUUGAGAGUGUGCGUGUCUAUGUAUAUAUAUAUAUGUAUAUAUGUAUUUUUAAAAAACUUGGUCAACAAAAGCAAGGUCAGUUUCUGAUGUCUUUCAGUUGUGCUAACUUAAUAAAAGCAUUCCUGAAAAAACUUAAAGCCCACUCAAACCUAUAAUUAAUUUAUUUCUGAAAUCCAAAUGUUGGGCUUAAUCCAUUAUGAAAUACUACACAAUGUUCUAGCAGGAAUUAGUCUCUUGAAAACAUGCAUUUUUAAACAAGCAAGUAAGUUGCUUAAAUAAUUUCAAUUUUGUAGGUGCUGUGCUGCCAUUGAUGCUUCUGCUAAAUACUGUCUCCAGUGUGCCUUUAUCUAUAAGCUUACCUUCUAGGGCGUGUCAGUGCAGUCUGCAGCAUCUGUCAGUUUUGUGAAAUUAGUGACUUAUGUCUUUUGGAUUAAUUUUAUCUUUUUAAAGCCAGUGCUGAAGCCUAGGAUGUUGUUCUUUGAAGGUAUUGAAAAACAUUUUAAAACAAACAAACAAACAUGCACACUGAUGGGCCCAGAUCUUUGUCUCUCUGGUAAGUUCAUGGGCCAUGAGAAUGUAUGUAUGAUUUGGCUAAGUGUUUCUCACUCUAACAAAUAAGAAAUAUCAGACCAAUUUUUCAUUGUUUAAGGCCCUGGCAAGUGGAUGUUGCUUGGUAAAUUUAGUUCUCUGAUGAUACUUUAACACCUUUCUUGCUAACAGUAUUUUAGAUGUAUUUUCAAAGUUGAAUGUAGUUUAAAUUUUUCAGCUGCUUCUGAUUCUGAUUGCUUUUAAUAUAUGGCACUUGCACAGAAGCUGAAAGCAAAAAUUUCUGGCUCUGUGAAUUUGUGGUAUCAUGUUUGUGUCACUUGGCCAAGCAUGUUUGUGUCAGAAAUUUAGGAGGUACAAUAGCAAGCCUUGUAUCUUGAUUCAGUAUAAUUUUUACUUCUAGAACUACUGCUUUCUUGCAGAAUAUCAAUUCAUACCUUGUAUGAAAGGGUCAGAAAACUGGUUGUAAUGGUGUAAAUAAAAUGGCAGAAUUUGGAUUCUAACCCUUUGGUUCAGGUUAUUUUAGGUUCCAAGCAGGUUCUCAGUCCUCACGUUUACUUCUGCACACUGUUCUCCUUCACAUACAGAAAGAGUACUGGCAGCUGAUUUGUAAAAUGCCCAAGAGACUCAUCUGCACUGAGAAGCAGAGACCAGAUAGAGCUUGUCCUAUGUGGCUCAGUCUACUGAAAGUAAAGAAUAAUUCAGUUUGGCACUGCUAAGAUACUGCCUCUUGUUGAAGGCAGGCAGUGUGGUGAUAUUUGCAGUGCCUCAUUGCCUUGAAGUGUAAGCACUGCAUUUUCAUUUGCAUCUUGAUUUUACAUGCACAAGGGAUUGUCCAGCUAUGUGAAAGGACUGCCUUUGUUUGCAUUUUAAGGAAGGAGUGUAUUUUGGAAAAAAACUUCCUAAGUAUUAAACAGGUUCAGUAUCCAAUUGUAGUGUUCAAUGUAGUACAUACACAGCAUGAAACUGCCAUGGCUGCAAACAGGUAAUUGUCUUGUGGAUUUUACUUUCCCAACUAGAAUCAUACUGCAGUAUGGAAGAAAAUUUACCUCGGCAAACCUGUUGAGAUCCACAUCCAAAUUCUCUGUCCUGUGGUUCAACCUGUCAUAUUCAGUAGAAAAAACAAAGCAAAAUGUAAUAUGUCUGAUUACAGACAAUUGUUUAUUUACCUAGAUGAAGAAAGGUUUUUAUUCUUGUUUUGUGUGUAAAAAUAGAUUAUCAACUCUAUCCUUUUAGUAGACAGUCUUACUCUCCCUCUGUCAGAGGCAUCAGAUAAAAGUACUGUUCCAGCAUCUGUUUUGUGCUGUCAGCUGUUGGUUUAUAUGAUGUCAAUUUUCCUUUUGUCUCCUUUGGGUAAUUAGAAGUUCACACACAUGCAAAGAAUGUAACAGUGAGACAGUGAGUGCGUGCGUGUGUUCUCUGUGCUGGUACAAACUUUCCUCAGAUACUCUGAUGUUCUUGAAAUAAUAGAGUUCCUAGGCAAAUGUUCUAUUUCUGCUUUUAUUCCUGUUCUAUCCCUGCUCACCUCAAGUGAAACUAAUUUUGCCCCCCAGUAUACUGGUAAUGGGCAGUAGUCAGAUGGAGCUUCAGGGUGGUAGUAAUAAAAAAACAGUAAGUGUAGUCUUCUGACAUUUAAGUGAGAUUUGAGAGAGGAAAACAUUCCUCCAGGAGAAGGGAAAUGGGAUACUGGUGAAUUAAUUUCUUAAUGUCAGUUACUGCUUAUCAGGGAUCCCUAACUUUAAUACUAAUCCUAUACUUCUGCAGCAAAGAAAAACCCAUUUAAUGUACCUUUUAUAUCCUUAACUCCCCAAGACAAAGGAGGGAAAUAUUUAGAAAUAAAAUUUAGAAAAAUUUAGAAAUAAAAUUUUAAGAAGGAGACAACAAAGGCAAAUGAUUUUUGUACAGGCUAUGGAUCAGGUGCAGAUGAGCUGCACAUCUGUAUUUUGUCUCUGUAUGAAAGCACUUCUCCCUGUGGGUGGAUGGGUGAGCAAAAUUUAUAUUAGGAAUCUAUUUCUAGAAAAUGUUAUUUAUUGCAAAUGCUAUUGUAUUGUAACUAGAAUAAUUUCUGAGCUGAAAUUAUACAUUUAUGUAACUAUUAAUAAAGUUUUGUCUUUCAUUUUA